AUGUCUGAAUCCCAAUCCGGAAAGCACCACCUGCUAAUUGGUGUGCCUUCCUCGACAAAAGAAUAUGCAUACCUGGCAAACUGCUUUGAAAAUAUCUACCAGAAACACAGGGAGAUGCUGGAAAAAGACACGACGAGCCAAGAGUCUCCAUACAUUAUCUUCACAGGCGUCGAUAAAGAGACAUUUUCCCGAGACUUUGGAGAAGGAGGCAAUCACUGCGACUCAUAUAUACCAUCAUUGGGUUUGGUACUGGUCGAUAUGAUCACUCCACGGCAUGAGCGUGCCCAUAGGCAUCUGGACAGGAUAAUACAAUGGCACAUAAACGAGUUUGCGAACGGAAUAGAUGACGGACUUGAAUACACCGGACAAGCAAGUCGCACAUCUGAAGAUCGCGAGAAACGACCCGACACGUCCUACCAACCAGCAGAUCUUCCUGCUAGAAGAUCUGACCAAUGGCCAUCGCUUGUUAUCGAAGCCGGAUGGUCGGAAACAAGAGUACAGCUGGAACGUGAUGCCCGUUGGUGGAUUGACGCAUCAAAUGGAGACGUUAAGGGGGUUAUAACGGCAGCAGUACAGCGAGGAUCAUGGUCAAUUAUACUUGAGUACUGGCAUUUCGUCCCCAGCCCAUUACGAAGCGACCCGGGAAAACAAGUCAUUAAAUUGACUCAUCAUACGACAAUAUCUCAGGCGAACAGAGACAGUCCUAUACAGGCCUCCAAUGUGCCGUUCAUAAUACCCUUUGAGGAUCUUUAUCUACGGGGCGCCAACACCAACACGAAAGAAUGCGACAUAGUUAUCUCGCGUGAGGAGUUGGAACUGUAUGCGAUGCGUGUUUGGAAGGGCUCAUAUUAG
Molecule: messenger RNA, 852 nt
Organism: Talaromyces marneffei
Lineage: Eukaryota; Fungi; Ascomycota; Eurotiomycetes; Eurotiales; Trichocomaceae
Exons: 1
Coding region: 1-852 (283 amino acids)
Source: RefSeq, a predicted model, not a curated record